Messenger RNA from Metarhizium brunneum ARSEF 3297, 852 nucleotides. RefSeq names its product Proteasome subunit beta type-5 (gene PRE2). Gene Ontology annotation, cellular component: proteasome core complex. The record is from RefSeq and is a predicted model, not a curated record. Gene Ontology annotation, molecular function: threonine-type endopeptidase activity. NCBI's taxonomy places the organism in Eukaryota, Fungi, Ascomycota, Sordariomycetes, Hypocreales, Clavicipitaceae.
AUGGAUACUCUGGUAUCUAGAUACAGCCGGCCGGCAUAUGAGCAAAAUGAGCCGUUCGAGAACGAGGCACAGGAGAUGAUGGAUGCCACGUCGUCCCUGACUACCAAGUUUGCCAUGCCUCCCAUUUCUCAGCCGUCAUCUUGGCUCCGAGCCGCCACAGAUGACCGAUCAAAUCCCGACUGUCCCAUCAAGAUUGCUCACGGCACGACAACGCUCGCCUUCCGUUUCCAGGGUGGCAUCAUCGUCGCUACUGACUCCCGCGCCACGGCCGGCAACUGGAUUGCCUCGCAGACGGUCAAGAAGGUCAUCGAGAUCAACAGCGUCCUGCUGGGCACCAUGGCCGGCGGUGCCGCCGACUGCCAGUACUGGCUGGCCUGGCUCGGCAUGCAGUGCCGCCUCCACGAGCUCCGGCACAAACGCCGCAUUAGCGUCGCAGCCGCCAGCAAGAUCCUCGCCAACCUGGUCUACAGCUACAAGGGCAUGGGACUCAGCAUGGGCACCAUGUGCGCUGGCGUGACCAAGGAGGAGGGCCCCGCGCUCUACUACGUCGACAGCGACGGCACCCGGCUCGCGGGGAACUUGUUCUGCGUUGGGUCCGGCCAGACAUUUGCGUAUGGUGUUCUGGACGCCGAGUACAACUAUGACUUGAGCGUUGAGGAUGCCCUGGAGCUGGGUAGGCGAAGCAUCUUGGCGGCUACGCAUCGCGAUGCCUACUCUGGUGGUUUCAUCAACUUGUACCAUGUCAAGGAGGAAGGCUGGGUGAAGCACGGCUUCACGGAUACAAACCCAGUGUUCUGGAAGACCAAGUUGGAGAAGGGAGAAUUUAGCAACGUCACGAGCGAGUUGGACUAG